GAAGAAGUGAAAAGAAGCAAUGCGCCCCAGAUUGGGGUGGGAACAAUGAAGAAGAAGUGAAAAGAAGUUGAAGAACCAACCGGAAACAUGCAAUCACUAAGCAUGGGGAUCUGUACUCUUUCUUCCACUCACUCACCCAAUCCAAUCCUUAUUAGACCUUCUUUUGCUUCCUAAUUUCUCCAACAAUCACCGCUUUGCUUACACAGCCUUUUGUCUCUUUGAUGGAUUCUCUGCGUGCGUUGCACUGUUAUUCUAUUGCCAACGCUAAAAUAUGCAUACCCAUACCGCCAUAUUCCGAGCACGAGGCGCACAACUCUGGGAAAACUGAAAAGAUGAACGGAUGGCAUCCUCGAGUGUGCAAUAUUCAUAUUCGGGACGAGUUUGGGCACUAAAACUAAAUAGACAAGUGUCAGAAUUUGUGCUUUCUGGAUGGCGAAGUGCGAUGUUGUAAUGCUUCAGAGGCAAAGCUUGGCGGAAGCUUUAAGGGUAUGUGCCAAGAAUUUGCUGUUUCAUCAUGGAAAGCUAGUUCAUGGCGCAGCGGUGAGAAGGGGUUAUGGAUUUGAUUUGAUGAUAAAUAACGACCUUAUUGAUAUGUAUGCCAAAUGCAGUAGAGUGAAGUGGGCACGCAAUGUGUUUGAUAAAAUGCCUACAAGAAAUGUAGUUUCAUGGACAGCUUUAAUGUGUGGGUAUAUACAGGGUGGUAAUGCCAAAGAGUCGCUGUUACUUCUACCUCAGAUGAUGGUUCAUUCGGAUGCACAACCUAAUGAAUUUACUUUCUCAACCAACAUCAAGGCGUGCGGGAUUCUUGGUGCUAUGGAAAAAGGAAGGCAGAUUCAUAGUUUUUGUGGGAAAAGUGGCUUUGAAUGGUACCCAGUUGUUGGGAAUUCGUUGAUUGAUAUGUAUGCGAGAUGUGGGAAAAUAGACGAGGCCGAAAAGCUUUUUUAUGCAAUGCCUCAUAGAGGUCAGAUAACUUGGAAUGUGAUGAUAGCAGGAUAUGCACUAGAAGGUAUGGGCGAUAAAUCUUUAAUUUUGUUCAAACAAAUGCAAGAACAUGGCGAAACGCCUGACAACUUCACAUUUGCCAGCACCUUCAAAGCUUGUACUGGUUUCAGAGCUAUCCAUGAAGGAAAUCAAAUUCAUGCUUUUCUAAUUGUGAGGGGAUUUCCCAUUUCAAGCGACCGAGUUAUUUCUGGUGCACUCAUCGAACUGUAUGUCAAAUGUGGGAGCUUAUUUGAAGCACAGAAGGUGUUUGAUCUAGCAGUACAAAAAAGUAUUGUUUCUUGGACAACACUAAUUGUAGGUUAUGCUCAAGAAGGCAAUUUAGCGAAGGCCUCAGACAUGUUCAGAGAGCUUAGGGAGAGUGAAGUUCCCAUGGAUGGGAUUCUUCUCUCUAGCUUGAUGGGUGUUUUUGCUGAUUUUGCUCUUAUUGAGCUGGGGAAGCAGCUACACUCUUAUUCCAUCAAAGUGCCAUGUGGUUUAAACACACCAGUGCUUAAUUCAGCCAUUGAUAUGUAUUUAAAAUGCGGAUUUAUAGAGGAAGCUGAAAGACUUUUCGAUGAUUUGCAGGCAAAGAGUGUAAUCUCUUGGACAGCGAUGAUAACGGGCUAUGGCAAGUAUGGACUUGGCAGAAAAGCAGUGGAACUCUUCAAGAGAAUGGAAUCAGACAAUUUCGAGCCAGAUGAUGUUACCUACCUUUCCAUGCUUACAGCUUGCAGUCAUUCAGGACUAAUUGACGAAAGCCAAAAAUACUUUUCAAAACUGUGCAAUGAACGUCGGGUAAAACCUCGGGUGGAGCACUAUAGUUGCAUGGUUGAUGCCCUGGGUCGUGCUGGGCGCUUAACAGAAGCCAAGAAUCUUAUAGAGAGUAUGCCAGUGGAACCAAAUAUAGAGAUAUGGCAGACACUGCUAAGUGCAUGUAGAACGCAUAAGAAUGUCGAAGUGGGAGGGGAAGUAGGGGAGAUGUUAUUGAGGUUGGAUGGUGACAACCCGGUUAAUUAUGUAAUGCUGUCAAAUCUAUAUGCUGAGACAAACCACUGGAAAGAGUGUGAAAAUCUAAGGAAUGUGGUGAAGACGAAAGGCUUAAAGAAGGAAGCAGGGCAGAGCUGGGUGGAGGUGAAGAAAAAGAUGCACUUUUUCUACAACAGAGAUGAGAGACACCCAGACACGAAAGCCAUCCACGAGAUUUUGAAAGAGAUCGAGAGGAAAAUGAAAAUAGAGUUGGGGUAUGAACACGCAAUCAGGUUUUCGUUGCAUGAUGUAGAAGAGGAAUCAAGGGAGGAGAGCUUGAUGUUUCACAGCGAGAAACUGGCAAUCGGAUUGGCGUUGCUUAGUGAAGAAGAGAGUGGAAACGAGGCAAAACCCAUUCGUAUUUUCAAGAACCUGAGAGUUUGUGGAGAUUGCCAUGAGUUCAUCAAGGGUUUGUCCAAAAUUUUGAAUAAAGUUUUCCUGGUAAGAGAUGCUAACAGGUUUCACAAGUUUGAGAAUGGUGCAUGCUCUUGUAGAGACUAUUGGUGACAAAUGAAUUUAAUAAACCUGCUUUAUUGUUAA
This is a messenger RNA of Ipomoea nil (Japanese morning glory), 2547 nucleotides long. Its product is annotated as putative pentatricopeptide repeat-containing protein At3g15130. Gene Ontology annotation, molecular function: RNA binding; zinc ion binding; protein binding. The record is from RefSeq and is a predicted model, not a curated record. Gene Ontology annotation, biological process: RNA modification. The coding region runs from base 430 to 2514 and encodes 694 amino acids. NCBI's taxonomy places the organism in Eukaryota, Viridiplantae, Streptophyta, Magnoliopsida, Solanales, Convolvulaceae. The transcript has 3 exons.